This is a messenger RNA of Portunus trituberculatus (swimming crab), 3636 nucleotides long. It is a transcript of the gene Fmr1, whose product is annotated as fragile X mental retardation syndrome-related protein 1-like. Gene Ontology annotation, biological process: negative regulation of translation; central nervous system development; positive regulation of translation. Gene Ontology annotation, cellular component: membrane; axon; neuronal cell body. Lineage: Eukaryota; Metazoa; Arthropoda; Malacostraca; Decapoda; Portunidae. Gene Ontology annotation, molecular function: protein homodimerization activity; mRNA 3'-UTR binding; translation regulator activity. The transcript has 12 exons. Bases 326 to 2278 code for a protein of 650 amino acids. The record is from RefSeq and is a predicted model, not a curated record.
CUUCUGAUUGGUUCAAGAAGCGGCCGGGCUGCGAGGCGUGUUCAGCAGUGAGAACCAUCAAAACACCACGUAUUUUUUCACUGUAGAGAUGAAAAUAAAGGCACAACGCUACCGAAAACGGCAGUAGACGGUAGAGGAAGAUAAGGACUUCUAAUAACUGCAGGUGUGACAACCGGACGAAACAACAUUAGCGAGAAAUAAGAGAAUAGCGGCUCUCUCAGCACUCCCCAGCCGGUGGCAAGAUGGACGAGCUCGGGGUGGAGGUUCUUGGGCCUCAUGGAGCUUAUUACAAGGCUGGUGGCAAGGCAGGGAGGGUGGUUAGGUGAUGACCUCAACAAAAUUAUACAAAAACUCUGGAUUUCCAAGCUUGCUGUUCAUUGCAAAGGCAUCUGUGGUUGAUGUGGUUGGAGAUGAGGUUGUGGUGCGCUAUGAGGGGGAUUGGUGUGCAGAGUCUCGGGUUGCCAUGACUGGGGUGAGACUAGCUCCUGCAGCAGGACCGCUACCUGUUGAGUAUCCUGAGGGAGCUGAAGUAGAAAUCUAUGACAAACUCAUGGGUGCACCUCAUUCUGCCUUUUGGAAAGCCACCAUACGGAUGUCCAAAGGUGAUUUCCAUGUAGUAGAGCUAAAUGGUGUUUCAAUGCCAAGUGGUGAAAAUAUCUUUCCCUCCGAGAAGGUGCGGCCAAGAAAUGUUAAUCCUCCUGUUACAGCAAAGACCUUUGUAAGAGUAGAAAUUGAAGUACCAGAGGACAUUAGAGACUAUGCUCGGAUGGAAAGUGUUCACAAGCCCUUCAAAAAAGCCUGUAAUGCAAGUAGUUGUGUCUACAGUCCUGACACACACAGUCUUGUCUUAUUAUCACGAAAUGAUCAAUGUCUGAAACUGGCUCAUAUGUUAUCUGAUAUGCAUUUCCGAAAUCUGAAGCAAAAAGUGGUCUUACUUUAUCGGACGGAAGAAGCAGCAAAGCAGCUUGAAUCUACAAAGCUUCAGUCCACUGCAGGGUAUGUAGAAGAAUUCAGUGUCCGAGAAGACCUCAUGGGGCUGGCUAUUGGUGCUCAUGGGGCAAAUAUUCAACAAGCUCGCAAAGUGGAAGGAGUUACUAAUAUUGAAUUAGAAGAAAAUUCCUGUGUAUUCAAAAUAUAUGGUGAGACUGAAGAUGCAGUUAAAAAAGCAAGGUCCAUGUUAGAGUACAGUGAAGAGUCUGUACAAGUGCCCCGGAUUCUUGUAGGAAAAGUUAUAGGCAAAAAUGGCCGUGUAAUACAAGAAAUGGUAGACAAAUCUGGUGUGGUAAGAGUGAAAAUUGAGGGAGACAAUGAGCCUGAACCCACAACACCACGAGCUGAGGGUCAAGUCCCCUUCGUUUUUGUUGGCACUGUUGAAGCCAUAGCCAAUGCUUCCAUACUACUUGAAUAUCAUUUAGCUCAUCUUAAAGAAGUGGAACAACUGCGACAAGAAAAGCUUGAAAUUGACCAAAAAUUGAGAAAUAUGCACACAACUAAUAGUGUAGGAAGUAAUCAGGGCUACCCACCAAGGAGAAAUGAUCGGUUUCAUUACAGUGGCUACAAUAGUGACAUGGAGAUGGGAGGACGCGGCCGAGGACGUGGAGGUCCUCGAGGUGGUCGAGGGAGAGGUGGUGGCAGAGGCAGUGACCGCUACAAUAACGACCGUUCUGGAACUGGACGGUGGUCACGACAAGCAACUCCAGAGUGGGAUGAAGGUGAUCCAUCGCUGCCACCCAGGACUGCACGCCGGCACAAUGAAGAGCGGAGACGAGUUGCAGAUGAGGAGGAGACAGUAUUAGAUGCUGCUGAGACUGGAAGUGUUGGAAGUAUUGAUAGAGAUUCUAUAACAAGUGAAGGACGAAGACGCAGACGUCGUCAUCGCAAGGUCCGUCGUCGAGGUGGUGGUAGUGGUAGCGGGGAAGGUGGAGAUGGAGAGGUUUGGGCCACUUCUGCUGAUGAAGGCUGGCCUGCUUCUGUUGAUGAAAGUUGGCACACUGCUAAUGAAAGUAUGGCCACUGAGGAAAACUGGAAUGCAGCAGGUGAAAGCUGGGAUAGUCAGUCAGCUCCUGGACGAGCUACUAAGGAACGUACUCCAGGCUCUGAAACUGGCAAUCGUCGAGGUAGGGGGAAAGGACAUUUUGAUGGACCUCCAAGCAGGGAGGGAACGCUUCCUCGAAGGCGACCUCCCCGCCACGAAGGCACACCAGCUCGUCAGUCUCCUGGGAGGCGCCCACCUACACAGCCCAGAAGGCCUAAUGCAACAGCUGUAAAUGGUAACUAAAGCACACAAACAGUGGCCCUUUUCCCUAACCCAUGGCAUCUGUUUAAUGAAAAAAAAUAUCAUUCAGUCUUACUCUCACCUGUUUUAUUAUGCAUAAGCUGAAUCAGCCAUGGUAAAAUUGGGAGGAAGAGCCAUCUUGAGAUGUGCUAAUGAAGAAAAAAAAAAAAAAAAAAAAAAACUGAAUUUUUGCCCCUUUUAUUAACGUUAAUUACACAGUACCCUGAAGUUGACUUUCCUACCAUGAAUUAAUGAUGUUUUAAGCAACACAGCUGUCUCUGAGAUGGCAAAAAGAACCAGACUUGGCUAGAAGUUUAACUUUUUGAGAAAGGCAAAAUAAUCCAGUUUAGAUAUUUUGGCUUAAAGUAGGAACUUAGGUUUAAGAAUUAUAGAGUUUGAAAGAUACAAAAGUCUAAAGACAGAUUGGCUUGAUACAUAUGUAUGGAAAUUAGUAAUGCAGUAAUGUAACUAACAUAUGAGGUGUUUUGUUUGGAUUUGGAGGACUUAGAUGUUUGCAAAAAGAAAUUUUGACAGCCUUUUCAAAUAAAAAAGAUUAGUCACCUUUAAUUGAUAUAUAUAUAGUGCAUUAAUGUUAACUGCAAUUUAAAUGUUUGUUGGUUAUGGAUUGCCAUUGAAAAUAUCUAUAAUAAAAGUUUCAUAGAAUAUGUAUGCAAGAGCACACUCAUUUUUAGGAACUACAUUGUGACAAUGAUGAUUACCUCUGAGAUUAACUAAUAUAAAUUUGAGGUAUGUGUAGGUCAUUCUGACCAGGGUCUGGAAGGAGUAGAGUGGUGCAUAUUUUUUGGCUAAUUUUUAUCCUUAUAGAUAUCAUUGCUUUCCUUUAGUUUUCAGCUGCAUUUGCCUGAAGUUAAAACUGCAUGUGGUUACUAAAUAUAAAAUUAGGUUAACAUUUUGAGUCAUUUUCUCUCUCUGAUGUGACUGGGUAUGGGUAGUUCCUGCACUAGACAUGGCUCCUUUCUGGAGAGGUUACACCAAGCAGUGAGGGCAAGAUGCUCUCACCCUCAGGAGCAUGUUCUAUGCCAUCACUUGUUAAUGGUAGACAUUUGUUGCAUGCUAUCUUGAGAUUUGAAAUUUGGAGGGAUGAACCUUAUGCAGUACUUUGCAUUGGUUAUGUAGCUCUGUGAAUAUUUUAAUGAGAUCAAAAGUAAAAAAAUUAAGUUUCAAACAUAUUUGAAAUUUUAAAAGUAUGUUGUUCUGAUCUUUAGAACUUCAUUCAUGUCUUCUAUUAAUUAUCAUUUGGCUUAAAUAUUGAAUUGUCUUAGAAAUUUCUCUCUCUCUCUCUCUCUCUCUCUCUCUCUCUCUCUCUCUCUCUCUCUCUCUCUCUCUCUCUCUCUCUCUCU